AUGAUUACUCGCUUCUUGACGUCCGUCUCGACCGCUUUCUCUCCCUUCAACCCCAAGUCUGGCAAGACAGCCCGCAAUUUCCUUGCCCUUCUCCCGCCAAAUGCCCGCCAAACCAUGAAAAUCGAUAUCAAGCAACUACCCAGAGUCGAUGCCAACAAACCCGCUCUCUUGGCUCUCAAAUUCAGUACUGCCCUCUGCGCUUCCUUUUCUGACACGCCUCUUGCUUACACCGAAUCACAGAGNGAUGGCAAAGAGAUGAACCUUGAUUUGGAGACAUUGAAGAUCAAGGACAUCAUGACAGAGGUCGACAGACACUCGCGCAUGCUCGGCAGAAAGGAAGAGCUGGCUGGUUGA
Messenger RNA from Aureobasidium vineae, 354 nucleotides. NCBI's taxonomy places the organism in Eukaryota, Fungi, Ascomycota, Dothideomycetes, Dothideales, Saccotheciaceae. The record is from the annotation of a GenBank genome assembly.